AUUGUUUUUAAUAUCAGCAUUGUGACCACAGCAAGCGCACCUAGCGCGCGCAGCGAGAAGAACAUCAGCAAUAAUGGCUUCUGGAUCUAGAGGUCCGAACUCCAAAGUGUUUUGCCCAGAUCAUCCGGAUGCCCCGCUGAUCGAAGAUUAUCGUGCUGGGGACAUGAUUUGUCCCCAGUGUGGCCUGGUUGUUGGCGACAGAAUUGUGGAUGUUGGAACGGAAUGGAGAGUGUUCAGCAACGAUAAAACCAACGCCGACCCAGCACGUGUUGGAGCUGCGGAAAACCCACUUCUUAGUGGGAGCGAUUUGCACACGGUCAUCAGCAAGGGAACUGGGGAUGCCAGCUUUGAUGAAUCUGGAAACGCCAAGUACCAGAACCGGAAGUCGAUGAGCAGUUCAGAUCGAGCCCUGAUCAAUGCCUUCAGGGAAAUCAGUAACAUGGCAGACCGCAUCAACUUGACAAGGACAAUAGUGGACCGUUCCAACCUCCUCUUCAAGCAAGUCCACGACGGCAAAACUCUCAAGGGUCGCAGCAACGACGCCAUCGCGUCUGCUUGCCUGUACAUCGCUUGCAGACAGGAAGGUGUCCCGAGGACCUUUAAAGAGAUCUGCGCUGUGUCUAAGGUAUCGAAGAAAGAAAUCGGUCGCUGCUUCAAGCUCAUCCUGAAAGCGCUGGAAACUAGCGUUGACCUCAUCACCACCGGAGACUUCAUGUCGCGUUUCUGCUCCAAUCUCGGCCUGCCGUCGUCCGUCCAGAAAGCAGCCACACACAUCGCUCGCAAGGCAGUGGAACUGGACAUUGUGCCGGGACGAAGUCCCAUAUCUGUAGCAGCUGCUGCUAUCUACAUGGCAUCUCAGGCCUCGGAGGACAAGAAAUCUCAAAAAGAAAUCGGCGACAUCGCGGGCGUGGCGGACGUCACGAUCCGUCAGUCGUACAAGCUCAUGUAUCCCCGAGCGGCCGAGCUCUUCCCGGAAGAUUUCAAGUUCUUCACUCCCAUCGAGCAGCUUCCACAGUCGUGAUCAUUCCACAUUUUAAAAAAAAAAACUGGUUUUUAUUUUUCUCCAAACAAAAUGCCCACAUCGAGACACGUCUGCUUCACACUCAUAGCACACAUGACAGUUCAGUAUCGCCCGAAAAAAAAAAAAAGCACUAGAGUUGGAAUAUGCAAGGUACAGGCAUUGAGCCACAAUUUUUAGGACAAUGUGUUAGUGAAGAAAACAGUGUUACAAGGUCCCGAUAAUGUGUUUUGUGGAUAAUAGUAGAUUGAC
Molecule: messenger RNA, 1270 nt
Organism: Ornithodoros turicata
Lineage: Eukaryota; Metazoa; Arthropoda; Arachnida; Ixodida; Argasidae
Gene: TfIIB
Product: transcription initiation factor IIB-like
Exons: 10
Coding region: 74-1021 (315 amino acids)
Biological process (GO): transcription preinitiation complex assembly; transcription initiation at RNA polymerase II promoter
Cellular component (GO): transcription preinitiation complex; nucleus
Molecular function (GO): RNA polymerase II general transcription initiation factor activity; TBP-class protein binding
Source: RefSeq, a predicted model, not a curated record